Molecule: messenger RNA, 1773 nt
Organism: Saxophila tyrrhenica
Lineage: Eukaryota; Fungi; Ascomycota; Dothideomycetes; Mycosphaerellales; Extremaceae
Exons: 2
Coding region: 1-1773 (590 amino acids)
Biological process (GO): glycerol catabolic process
Cellular component (GO): cytosol
Molecular function (GO): ATP binding; glycerone kinase activity
Source: RefSeq, a predicted model, not a curated record
AUGAGCACGAAACAUUUCUUCCCCAGCACCGAAGGUGUGGUCAUCCAAGGCCUAGAAAAUCUGGUCGCUCGCAACAAACAUUUGGCUCUCGAUUCAGCCGACAAAGUUGUAUAUUCCAAAACACAUAAACCCGCAAAAGUCAGUCUCAUCUCUGGUGGCGGCAGCGGACACGAACCAGCAUGGAGCGGAUAUGUCGGCGACGGCAUGCUGGCAGCUGCCGCUUGCGGUGAAGUAUUCGCGAGUCCAUCGACCAAGCAGGUGAUGGCCGCGAUUCGCAAAGUACCUUCAGACGCUGGUAUAAUCCUCUGCAUUACCAACUAUACUGGCGACAACCUGCACUUUGGACUUGCGCGAGAGAAGGCAGCUGGUUUGGGGUACAAAGUUGGUGUCUUGAAGAUGACCGACGACGUUGCGUUGGGCAAGAAGCAAGUCACCAAUCUUGGGCGCAGAGGUCUGGCAGCCAACAUGUGGGUUCUGAAGCUGGCGGGAGCUGCAGCGGAGCACGACUACCCAUUCGAAGACUGCAUGAAGAUUGGAGGCUCCGUUAACGGCAACGCUGUCACCGUUGGCUCUUCGUUGGACCAUUGCCACAUUCCAGGCCGCGAGCACCACCGCGCAAUCCCGGACAAUGCCUACGUCCUCGGUAUGGGCGUGCAUAACGAACCAGGUCUACACGAAGUCAAUCCCAUGCCGCACGUGGAUGAUGUCGUCGCGGAUAUGCUCAAAUACUGCUUAGAUCCUAACGAUCCCGAUCGGGCCUUCGUCAAGUUCAAUCCUGACGAUGUCGUCUUACUACUAGUCAACAAUCUCGGCGGCAUGUCGAUAUUCGAGCUAGAAGCUUUGACGUCGGUCACACGGAAGAUGCUGAAGAAGGACUGGAAGAUUGUGCCGGAGAGAGUCUAUGCUCAGUGCUUCGAGACGUCGCUCAACGCUCCUGGAUGGUCGAUUUCCCUGCUGAAUGUGUCCGGAAUCGAGAGAGAAACGCAAGUGCCAGUCAAGACACUGCUUGAGCUGCUGGACAGCGACACGAAGGCACCAGCAUGGCCAAGAAACGGUUACGAGGAUGUCGAAGAAGUUAAGCAGAAGGAAUUUGGAUCCACUGCUGCUUCCCAAUCAGCAGGCGGAGAAGGCCCGAAAGUCGACCCAUCCAUUCUCGAAUCCGCCAUCAGACAAGCCUGCAACGACGCCAUCAAAGCCGAACCCGACAUCACAAAAUGGGACAUCCAAAUGGGCGACGGCGACUGCGGUGAAGCCGUCCUCGGAAUGUGCCAGGGCAUCAUGAAGAAAGUCGACGCUGGGCUGUGCAAAGACGGUCUGCUAUUCAAGACGCUUGACGAAGCCGGUGAAGCUGUUGAGGAGAUCGGAGGCACCCUGGGCGCUAUCAUCAGUAUCAUCGUUGCGUCCUUCACGGUCAACAUGAAGCAGGCUUACGCCAAAGACCAGAGUAAUUUCCAGGUGAAUGCGAAGACGGCGAGCGCGGCCGUGGGAGGCGCGAUACAGAAUCUGAUGGGAUAUACUAGUGCGAGGCAGGGUGGAAGGACGGUGAUGGAUACGCUUAUUCCGUUUAGCGAGACUUUUGAGAAGACUUCGGAUCUAGGGAAGGCUGUUGAUGCCGCGCAGGAGGGGGCGAAGAGUACGUCGGGUAUGAAGGCUGGGUUCGGUAGAGCUGCCUACGUUGGAGAAGAGGCGGCAGCCAAGGAGACACCUCCAGAUCCUGGUGCCAUGGCAGCAGCUAUCUUCCUAAAAGGACUGUUGCAAGGCUUGAACAAGUAA